This is a messenger RNA of Aphanomyces invadans, 1211 nucleotides long. RefSeq lists its product as hypothetical. The record is from RefSeq and is a predicted model, not a curated record. The coding region runs from base 6 to 1211 and encodes 401 amino acids. Gene Ontology annotation, biological process: phosphatidylcholine biosynthetic process. Lineage: Eukaryota; Oomycota; Saprolegniomycetes; Saprolegniales; Verrucalvaceae. The transcript has a single exon.
GAAAAAUGGCGGGUGGAUCGCGGAAAGUCGGCGGCAGCGUUCCCGGGAAAGGGACUAGACUCACGGCAGCAAGGGAGGGCGAACUAUCAUCGCCCUUGCCCAUCAAGCCAUUGCCCAGUACCACUGCACGAAAGGAGAAGGUGAAGGUCCGCCACGUCAAGCACUUUCUGGACAAGAUCAUUUGGGGCCGCGAAGACCAAGCCAUCAAACAUCCGUACUACAUCAAGUUCUUGGACAAGACGCAGUUCACGAUGGGAGUACUGGGAGUCAUGAUCACGCAGUACUUUGUGGUGGCUCGGCCAGGCCACUUUUGGAUGUGGUACCUCUUCUGCACCCCCGUAGUGAUUGCACUUCGCAUCAUGCACUUCAAGCGAGUUGGGUGGCAGUACUUCCUCCUGGAUUUUUGUUACUUUGUGAUUCUUCUAUCCAUUCUACACGUGACGCUGCUUUACGAUCCGAGCACUUCCCAUCGCGUACUGUUCCGCAUCCUCUUCAUCUACGCGAACGGUCCGCUUGUAUGGGCCGUCGUCUUGUGGCGAAAUUCUCUCGUCUUCCACGACAUUGACCGUAUGAGCGGUGUAUUCAUCCACAUCAUGCCGUGCUUGCUCUACUACUGCGCGCACUGGCACGGUUGUCUCACGUCGGCGUGGUUUACCGAACCGGUGUAUUUUCUCCCGCCGUCCCAACCUCGCGACGCCAUCGACACCUUCGACUUUGCGCUGGCAACGCUUGGAUACUUGGUAUGGCAAGUGCUAUACUUUGUCAAGACGGAAGUGAUCGAUCGCAAGACGUUGGAGGCGCGCCCCGACCUGCUUACGUCGCUCCGGUGGCUCACCACAGACCAGAAGAACGCAUUCAGUCUGUUGGUGUUGGCAAUCUGCCGAUGGCUCGGCAUCAUGGGGCCCACCGAAGCGUACGAUGCACGGUCCAUCAAGACCAAAUUGAUCUUUGUCACGGGGCAGUUGGUGUACACGAGCAUGACGUUUGUGCCAACUCCAUUACUCUUCACAUCGCAUCCGCUGCACUCUUUGUAUAUUCAGCUCAUCUUCGUCGCGGCCGUGCACAACGGGGCGUCGUACUACAUCGAAGUGUUUGCUAAGAUGUAUCACAAUAAGCUGCACCUCUUGUCCCAAACCGAACUUUCGACAGGAGCGUUGGCCCCCCCCACGGCAGCCGCGAUGUCCACGAAAGGCGACUACGAUGAAAUGUAA